GAGAGAAGGAGAACCUGGACACACCAGACCACCACCGCGGGUCGGUCUCACCUGUGUGCAGCUUUCCGCCAAGCUAGUCCACCUAACCAGUCCACUUCAGCGACCCAUGUCGGACGGAUCGACCGCACGAAUGCCCGCAUGAAUUAUUUUCGCGGAUGACGGUUAAAGUUCCAUAGUACCAGGGAAUUGGCACUUUUAAUUGCUUGCUACGGACCACCGGCCUACACUAACUUCGGAUUUGGAUUUUAGACAUCUACUGCGAGAUUAUAUGGAUUCACAAAUUCGAGUUGAUGCAAAUCUUAUGUGACGUUUCAGUGCACAAAUGUGACCACGAUUCCGGCUUGAAGAUUCAAUAUCUAGUUACACCUGUGACUUCAUGUGAACACAUUAUUCUACUUUGAGAUCCUAUCGAGUACUAACUAAUUUUGUGUUCGUCGAGAGUUUGCUUAAUUGGACAAAUUUUCAUGUUCAUAGUUUUGUGAUAUUUGUAUGAAGCAAAGAGCUCGUAAGUACACCAUUCGACGCUAUACGUGCAAUGUUGAAGUGACCAAUUGAGGAAAGCAGUGCACAAUUCUCAACGAAAUGUAGAUUCUCUUGUUGUGCAUUCCGCUUUGGAUGUUACUCGACGGAGUUACCGAGAAAGCAAAACGAUAUAAAACGGUGGAUGGUCAAUUGAUGCAUUCGUCUCUCCGCUACGAGGAUGAUGAUGAUGGACAUGGGCAUGUACGGGACCUACGGCAAGCCUGACUCAUAUCCUAACUACGUGUUCUCGGGUCAAGGAAAUCAUCACCAUCAUCAUCAUCAUCAUCACCAGCCAUCAUCCGUUGGCGGUCACGUGUCGGUGCCAGCCUCCCCGGAGAUAGCUCCAACUCAUUACUACCCCCAGACUGCAGUGGCGCCGUAUUCUUCGUCGUCCUCGGAGAGUUUCCUAACCGCCGAGUCGGGCGCGUCGUCCAGCACGCCACCACAGGGCUUUUACUCUCCGACGGGCGCCGUUCUCCACGAGGAUGGCUCUACUACAGCGAUAAUCUCUUCGGAGAACGGUUUGAGCUAUACCAACCUGGAUUACGCGUCGUCCUCGUCGUACACGAAUCAACAACAACAUGCGGUAACCUCGGUGGAUCCGCACCAGAACUACCAUGUUCAGCAGUCCGCCUACCGGGAGGAUCACCAUCACCAUCAUCAUCAUCACCAUCCGCCACCAGCUGCCACCAACCUCCAUCAAACCACAGUACCUCAAGCUAGUCACCCAAGAACGGAGCACGAUCAGCAACUUCAUCAUCAGUCCUCUAGUCAUCACCAUCAUCACCAUCACGACCCCGAUUACCAAAUAGCCGUUGGCGGGACCUCGAACUAUCUCCAUCAGUUGCCACCGUCGGAUGAAUCUUUGCAGUACCACACGCAGAUUCGACAGAGCGAGUUUUCCGCACACCAGUCGGGGCACUACAAGGAGGAGAACACGGACACGACAACCUAUCACGUUUUACAGCAGUCCGGCCAUCCCCAGCAUCCGCAUCAGCACGGGCAUCAUCAUCAGCAACAUCCGCACGCGCACCACCCGCAACAACAGCAACAGCAGACGCAAGUGCCCACCUACAAAUGGAUGCAGGUCAAACGAAACGUACCCAAACCAGUCGCGACAAAAGCAAACCCCAACGUCGAGUUCGGUAGCGGCGCGACCGCGGGGACGAGCUCGUCGGUGUACGCAACCACCGCCAGUGGAACAGUGAAUUGUAUCGUCGGCUCGUUGGCCGGAAUCCCGGGUAGCUUCAAUAACACCGGUCGCACGAAUUUCACGAAUAAGCAACUCACCGAGCUGGAGAAGGAGUUCCAUUUCAAUAAGUACCUGACGCGAGCGAGACGCAUUGAGAUCGCGUCCGCGCUGCAGCUCAACGAGACCCAGGUAAAGAUCUGGUUCCAGAAUAGGCGAAUGAAACAGAAAAAGCGUAUGAAAGAGGGUCUGAUACCAGCGGAUAGCACAAACGUGACGCCUCUGAGCGGUGCCAGAAGCAGCAGCAAUUCCCCGACAGGCUCGUCUAGCCACGAGAUCGGUGGCCUCGGUUUGUCCAGUUUCACCAGCGACAACAGCAGGGAAUCCCCGCCGUCUUCCAAGGAUUGACGUGACUUUUGUUAUGGCAAUGACAGACAUUAUGGCUUGCGAUUCGACGACUGGUAGACUCCAUGUAUAUGGGAGACUGAAGCUUCAGUACGGAUCAUGACAACUUACUGCAGCCACAAAGGACUCUCGAAUCCAUUAUUUUUCAGGCUGCGUCGUGAAUGUAAUAUCUUGAGGUUAAGACGAGUCAUUCUGUGCUUGGAAGUAGAGAACUAUGCGAUAUACAUAGGGAACGUUUAUCUUCCUAUUUCUAAACUGUAGAACGUGACAUUGGUCGCUCUAAUUCCAUCAUAUCGCGCGGAUUCAAAAGUGGCAUGUAGCUUCGAUAACGUUUAAUGCGACUUUAACAUCGUAAUAUUACAUUCUGGGGCGUUAAUGAUUUUCCGUCCUGAAUUCCCUUGGAUUAGUACUAAGAGGUUCAAAUAGAUUGUGUACAUUGAUUUCGCGUAUUAUUUAUUAUGUUCACGAUAUUUUAGUUUCGAAUACGUCCUGUGUGUGAAAGUUGUAUAAAUUUGAAUUCAGUCUCUAUCCCAAAUUCCAAGGUUACCAUACACCUCAGAGUUCAUAUAGCGAUAUUUAUAUUUAUAAAUUUAAGUGCUGAGAUAAGAUCGGAGAGACGCUUACUUUACUUUUAGUUAAUUUUUUAAGGAAUUUCGAUGUACUACUAUUCAUCAGGUUUUACCGAUGUUUGCAUUAAUAAAUAUAGCUCUAUUACAGUCUAUAAAUUCGAACUGGUCUCAAAUAUCAAUAAUAUAUUUUAUCAGUAAUGUAAUUAACGCGCAGUUUUUCUUAUUAUUUCCUCGGCUUAACUAUUCAUUUUUAUUUAAAUGUAGACUUGUAAGUGAGUUGCUAAUUCGAUGAACGCAGUAAAUAAAAUGAAUUACGUCGUGUUUUCGUAUCAAAAACAAAAUGAUAGAAGUCAAAAUCUCAAGUCGAAUCUUUUCAUUCGAUUAGUUUUUUAACCCUUUCAGUAUCUACGUGUGUGUUACAAAUCACAUCAAUUUUCCAUAAUUUUCUCUCUCUUUCAAGAAAUCAGUUUAAGUUUUACUUUCGUGUAUCAGUAUGCAAUGUUUAGAAAACAUGCGCUAUAAAUAAAUACAAUAGAUAUACUUUACAUACACACAUACGGUACGUUAUUAAUAAUCUAUUAAAUAAUAAAAAAACUACCACUAUACAAAUAUUAAAAUUGAUAAAAUAAGUGUUUCUCACAAUCUUUUUAAUUUUUAAAACUAAACUAAGGAAAUUACAAAACAAGAAUGAAGAAAUACUUCGAAAUAUCAAAAUCGAACUAACUGGAAGGGUUAACUUUCUCUAUACUGAGCAAUUUGCAUAGAAGUAAUGCAAAUAAACGGAGCCGUAAUAAAUACCAAUACUGGCAUCCGUCGCCAAAAUAUUUUCCACAUUCUGAUCUCCAGUCCUAAUAUUAUCGAACUUGUAGAGGUAUCGCAAUUCGUUCGUGAACUCGUUGCUGCAGUUAUCGGGAAUGAUAUUUCUCGAUAAUUUCAAAUAUCAGCAAACAUAAAGCAGUACAAAAUAUUACUGCUGACCUCGCCUCUUUUAUGUUCUGCAUUCUUGUACUUUGAGUCCCUAGCAACCGCGCAAUUGGCCAAAUUCAUGCUACGAUCUUUGCAAAUAAACAUCAAGUUUGUCCUUAAUUUAAACUCGCAUUAACAAAUCGAACCUUGAGUUAAAAACCUAAACUUAAAACUCAAGUAAUCUAACUCUACCGCAGACGCGCGAGUCGAACCUUGUACCGUCGCAAGUAUUCAUGCAAAUCGCGUUUUGCCUCAAUACGAUAAUACGUAAAUAAAUUCAUGCAUUGUGACGAUGAAUAGCAGCACAUUAAAAUUAGUUACCGCAACAUACUUUUGUGCACCUUAAAAUUUUUUUUGUUUGUUACUCAACAAUAAAAAAACGUGAAAGAUCGUAGCAAAAUCUUUUAUUUUGAAGGUAAACAGAGAAUAUGGCGGGAAUAAAUAACUUGUUCGUGACUUCAAACUUUUGAAAAACUAAUGGACAAUAUAAAAAUUUUACACGAAUCUCAGCAACCCAUUUUGAAUGAGUUAUUACUUUCAUUGAUCUCAAAAUGCCCAAAAAAUUUCUUAUUUUUUAAACAGCUAUAAGCGUGCAGAAAAGAUUUGUUAGAACAGUACAAUUUUCAACAGCUUUGAGUAUUUUUGUUCGACUCACUGUACAGUUCAACAAGACGUAAAUCCAUUACGACAGCCUUUGAUAUGACGGCGAAAUACAUAAUAUCCGAUUUCUGAUGAAACGCUGCAAGAUCAGAUGCGACGUUGGCAACCAUGUUUUGCUCGAGAUUAGGCUCAGCAAUAUGGACCUAGUUCUAUAGUCCACAAAACGACCCGUAAACGUUAAAAUAUCGCUGUGGAAGAAUACAUAAUAAAGGACACAUUGCGCCAACUUGAUUCUCAAUUUGAAAAGAAAGAUUUCUAGUUAAAUCUUUAUGUGAUGGAUUAUUCAAGUGAUUAUAUACCAGUAGGAACUUUGGAUCAAUUCCGAAACAGCAAGUUGGUCCAACCGUCCCUAUAACAUUUAUCUUAACGUGUGAUAACACACAAUAAUAGAGUAUCCUUGAUAAUCACGAGAUAUCGCGAGUAGUUCGUACCUCUCUGACGGUGAUAAUCUGACAAAUGUAGAUCUAAUCUUCGCCCAAGUAUGCAUGUAUUUAUAUGUAAAUAUUAACCUACAUAAACUAUGGGCCAAUAAAGUUAAUCGAUAUACGUAAACCCGAUAUAAACUGAAAUACCAAAACGGGUUGCUCUAGGAAAUUCUUAUUUCAAGCUUACCAACAAAUUUACGGAAGCAAUGAAUAACAUAAUUACAACGGAACUCUCAAGUGAGCUGAGAGGUUUCGUAUUCUACUCGAACUAAUUCGCACGUUUAUAAAUUUACAAAUUAGUAUGAACAUACAUAUUUACGUGAGUUACAUGGUGGUCCAUUCGAAUCCUCUGUACCUAAAAACAUUCCUAUUAUGAUAAAGUGUCAUUAG
Molecule: messenger RNA, 5126 nt
Organism: Odontomachus brunneus
Lineage: Eukaryota; Metazoa; Arthropoda; Insecta; Hymenoptera; Formicidae
Product: homeobox protein Hox-B1a-like
Exons: 2
Coding region: 701-2119 (472 amino acids)
Biological process (GO): regulation of transcription by RNA polymerase II
Cellular component (GO): nucleus
Molecular function (GO): DNA-binding transcription factor activity, RNA polymerase II-specific; RNA polymerase II cis-regulatory region sequence-specific DNA binding
Source: RefSeq, a predicted model, not a curated record